AUAACAAUAAAGUUCCUGUCCAUCCAAACUUAUUGGCGGUUGACUUCUAUAUCAAAACACUCAGCAGAUCAGAUCUACACGACCACCCUAUUCCCUCUUUUGCAACUCGAUUUUAAGGUCUGCUGCUACUUUUAUUCUGGUCUGACUCAUAAUCGCAAAGGAAAUGGAAAAAGGCGAUUUGGAGCUUCGAGAAGUAUCAUCGAUGUACAUGGCACCUGAGAACAAGGAUUUGGAGCUUGGAGAGGUAAACAUAAUUCAAGGCACCGUGCAUAGUCUUCUUGAUUGUGUACAAAAGGUAAACAUCCAGACGAACAUGUUUUCGCCAUCGAUUUACAUGGCACCUCGCACACUACGGGAUCUAAAUCCAAGUCUUUUCAACCCGCGGGUGGUCUCUAUUGGACCUCUACACAGAGAAGAUGAAAAUGUGCAAGCCUUUGAAGGGCGGAAAGCAAAUUAUCUGAGUAAUCUAAUGAGUAGUACUAAUUCCCCACCAGAGGAAAUAUUGAACUCAUGUGUGGAGAAGGUGUACGCUUCACUGGAACAAAUAAAGGCAUGUUAUGUUUGGACCAAGACAUAUGGGGAUGCUGAAAUUACCAAAAUGAUGGUUAUGGAUGCUUGUUUUAUACUUGGAUUCAGUCGCGAAAUGUGGAUGGUUUUUAACAAAUCAUACUUCGGAGAUAUGUUGCUAAUACAAAAUGUAAUUUAUGACUUGGUAUUGCUUGAAAAUCAGAUCCCUUUUUUUGUUCUUGAUGCAGUAUUUCAGGGCACUGUAUUGAAAUUUAUGCCUGAGGCCUCCCUUGUUGACUAUAUUGAUCCUAUUCUACGAAGCCUCCACAUCUUUGAUGGAUAUCUAAACACUGACAAUAUUCCCACAAAUACCACUCAACAUAUUCUUAGCCUUCUACACCAAUGUUACGAGCCUCCGACUUCUAUUAAACCGGGUUUGUUAUACACAAGAAUCCAAUCAGCUGUAGAUCUAGAAAGGGCAGGUGUGCAUUUCAAACCUAAUGAAAAUUCAACAUGGAUGAUGGGGAUGGAAGUUAAAUUAUAUAGGUUCCCAUGUUUUUUUGGUCCUUGGGGUAAGCCUACUCUUAGAAUCCCAAAAUUGAUAGUUGAAAAUUUCAGUGAGUUGGUUUUAAGGAAUCUCAUUGCAUAUGAGCAAUCAUGUCAAACUCAUUAUCAUAUAACAUCAUAUGUCUUUACCAUGGAUAUGUUAGUGAAUACUCAAGAAGAUGUUGCCAGGUUGGUAAACUCGCGCGUCCUUGACAACCGUGUGGGUUCAAAUGAAGAAGCUGCUGAUAUAAUCAACAACAUAUGCAAAGACGUGGCAGGUGUAUAUUCCUUUUAUGAACAAGAGUGGGAAAAAUUGAAUAAGUAUUGCAAUAAUUACUGGCCAAAAAAUAUAGCGUGGUUGAGACGUACUUACUUCAGUAAUCCAUGGAAUAUCAUUGCUCUGCUUGCUGGAAUCAUCUUGUUUGCUCUAACUGUGCUUCAGACCAUCUUUACCAUUAACCCCUAGAUUUAUUGUGAAGGAUCGAUCGUAUCGAGUGCACAAGUAAUUUUCAUCCUUGGUUGUACAUUUGGAUGUGUGCUUAUAAUGUGUUACCUAUUUAUGUAAAGUCUUGAAUCGUGGAUGUAAGUUUUGAUGUCUGUGUUGUAUACCUCUAAUUAUCGCCUUAUUUAACUUUUGAAAACGCUAGGGAGCUAUAUUUCUUGGUCUUUAAA
Molecule: messenger RNA, 1725 nt
Organism: Helianthus annuus (common sunflower)
Lineage: Eukaryota; Viridiplantae; Streptophyta; Magnoliopsida; Asterales; Asteraceae
Product: putative UPF0481 protein At3g02645
Exons: 4
Coding region: 164-1519 (451 amino acids)
Source: RefSeq, a predicted model, not a curated record